Myotis brandtii (Brandt's bat) is the source of this 566-nucleotide messenger RNA. It is a transcript of the gene BASP1, whose product is annotated as brain abundant, membrane attached signal protein 1. The coding region runs from base 32 to 427 and encodes 131 amino acids. Gene Ontology annotation, cellular component: cytoplasm; nucleus. Gene Ontology annotation, biological process: negative regulation of DNA-templated transcription. Lineage: Eukaryota; Metazoa; Chordata; Mammalia; Chiroptera; Vespertilionidae. Gene Ontology annotation, molecular function: transcription corepressor activity; transcription cis-regulatory region binding. The transcript is spliced from 2 exons. The record is from RefSeq and is a predicted model, not a curated record.
UCUGUUUUGUGUUGUGUUCCAGAACUCCAAGAUGGGAGGCAAGCUGAGCAAGAAGAAGAAGGGGUACAAUGUGAAUGAUGAGAAGGCCAAGGACAAAGACAAGAAGGCCGAAGGAGCGGGGACGGAAGAGGAGGGGACCCCGAAGGAGAAUGAGACCCAGGCGGCUGCGGAGACCCCCGGGGUGAAGGAGGGCAAGGAGGAGAAGGCUGAGAAGGAUGCCCAGGAUGCUGCCAACAAGCCCGAAGACAAGGAAGCCGAGAAAGACACAGACGCGGCCAAGGCGGAUGCUCCGAAGGCAGAGCCUGAGCAGACGGAGGGAGCAGCCGAGGGGAAGCCGGCCGCAGCCCCCGCAGCCCCCGCAGACGAGGUCAAACCUGCCGAGGCCCCGGCCAUGAAUUCCGAUCAAACCGUGGCGGUGAAAGAGUAACAAGGACAGCCUAUGGGAAAAGAGAUCACAGCUUAGACACAACCUGUUUCUCUCUCUCUGUCUGUCUCUCUGUCUCUCUCCUAUACUAACUUGUUUCAAAUUGGAAGUCAUGAUAUGUAUUGCCCAAGAAAAAAAAAAA